AUGACAAGUAAAGUGUCACGUGAUACUUUGUACGACUGUGUUCGUACAAUGUUGGAGCAUUCUCAACAAAAGAAAAGAAAAUUUCUUGAGACUGUUGAACUCCAGAUUGUUCUCAAAAAUUAUGAUCCUCAAAAAGAUAAACGUUUCAGUGGUACUGUGAAAUUGCGUCAUAUUCCACGGCCCAAAAUGAAGGUAUGUGUAUUAGGAGAUGCUUCUCAUUGUGAUGAGGCUAAAGAUGCCGGCAUCCCUUGCAUGGAUGGAGCAUUGAAGAAACUAAAUAAAGACAAAAAAACAAGUUAAGAAAUUGGCCAAAAAUAUGAUGCAUUCCUGGCCUCUGACAGUUUGAUCAAGCAAAUCCCACGUCUCUUGGGACCUGGUCUGAGUAAAGCUGGCAAAUUCCCCACAUUAGUGACACACAGUGAAAGUCUUACUCAAAAAGUAGAUGAAGUAAAAGCCACAUUUAGAUUUCAAAUGAAGAAGGUUCUUUGCUUGGCUGUUGCUAUUGGUAAUGUGGGUAGGAAUGAAGAUGAGUUAGCCUCUAAUAUCACACUUGGUAUCAAUUUUUUGGUCUCCUUGCUGAAGAAAAAUUGGCAGAAUGUGCGAGCAUUGUACAUUAAGUCUACAAUGGGUCCACCACAGCAACCU
Messenger RNA from Gigantopelta aegis, 645 nucleotides. Its product is annotated as 60S ribosomal protein L10a-like. Lineage: Eukaryota; Metazoa; Mollusca; Gastropoda; Neomphalida; Peltospiridae. Gene Ontology annotation, molecular function: structural constituent of ribosome; RNA binding. The record is from RefSeq and is a predicted model, not a curated record. Gene Ontology annotation, biological process: translation. Gene Ontology annotation, cellular component: large ribosomal subunit.